AUGCCCCCUCCGACCCCCACCCCCCAAACCCUCACCCUCUUCCUCCGCGCCCAAACCACCCUCUACGGCCCCUCCAUAACCACCACCCCCUCCCCCAGCACCUGGACCCCACCCCCCUCCUCCGGCGGCCACCUCGGCCGGUACCUCUGGACAGACGCCAUCGGCGUCCUAAACUUCCUGACCCUACACCGAAUCCACCCCAAUCCCCCCAGCGAAAACCACUACCUAACGCUCGCCUCGCGCCUCAUCACCUCCGUGCACAACACCCUGGGCCGAGCACGCGAUCCUCCCCACACACCCCUCCCCGGUGCAUCCCCAUCCCACCCAUUAGCAGGCGGCCUACGCAUCGGCAAACCCUCCGCGGCAGGCCACGACUGCGACGGCCAAUACCACCAUUACCUGACGCUGUGGAUGUUCGCGCUGAACCGGAUGAGCGUGGCGAGCGGCGAGGGGAAGUGGAAUAAGCUGGCGGUGGAGUUGGGUAGGGCGAUACAUCCGCAUUUCUUCAUCAAGGGUGUGGAUGGGAGGAGGUUGGAUCGGAUGGUGUGGAAAUUGGAUACGGAGUUGAGGAGGGUGCUUGUGGGGAGUGAGGGGAAUUUGGACCCUGUGGAUGGGUUUGUGGUUUUUAGGGUGGUUAGGGCUUAUGAGUUGGCCUGUGGCGGGGAUAAAGGGGUGUUGGAGGAGGAGAUUGAGGAUUAUAGGAGGGUGAUGAGACGGAAGGGGAGGCAGAGGGUUAGUGAUGAUUUGUUGGAUUUGGGGAUGGGGUUGUGGACGGCGCAUCUUGUUGAGGGGGAGGAGGAGGAGUGGGCCGGGGAGUUGUUGGGGAGGGGGGUUGAGAGGGUUUAUGAUCUGUUUGAGAUUAAGCACUAUCUACAGCGUGAUCCGCGGUAUCGGUUGGCGUUCAGGGAGUUCGGUGCCGCGAUGGGGAUUAAGUGUGUUGCGGAGCAGCUGGCCGAGAAGGAUACUGCGGUUGAUUUGAAGGUGUAUGCUGAUCAGAUUGUGGAUUUCUGGGCCCCGUAUAUGGCUGGGGAGGAGGAGGAUGAUAUUGAGGAUUUGAGGCCCAUUACGCAGGUGAUGUAUGCGGCGGCGUUGAUUCCGGGAGCUUUCUGUCGGGGGUUCUUCGAGAACGAGCCUGUUAUACCGCCAGUGCUAAAUGUGUAUUAA
Molecule: messenger RNA, 1164 nt
Organism: Aspergillus tubingensis
Lineage: Eukaryota; Fungi; Ascomycota; Eurotiomycetes; Eurotiales; Aspergillaceae
Exons: 3
Coding region: 1-1164 (387 amino acids)
Source: RefSeq, a predicted model, not a curated record